Molecule: messenger RNA, 1550 nt
Organism: Trifolium pratense (red clover)
Lineage: Eukaryota; Viridiplantae; Streptophyta; Magnoliopsida; Fabales; Fabaceae
Product: receptor-like serine/threonine-protein kinase SD1-7
Exons: 6
Coding region: 142-1353 (403 amino acids)
Biological process (GO): protein phosphorylation
Molecular function (GO): protein serine/threonine kinase activity; ATP binding
Source: RefSeq, a predicted model, not a curated record
CUUAAUUCUAAAAUAAUUGUAACUUAAAAACAAACUAAAUAGAAAGUGGAUAUUAUUCUUAACUACAAAAACUAUUUUGUCUCAGAUGAUGAAGUGCUAAGAGAAAGUUCUGAUCGCAAGACAGCUAAGGCUAUCGGCAUUAUGGCUGGUGGUGCAGCUAUUAUAUUUUUGGCAGUAGGAUUAUGUUUCUUGUGGAGGAAGAAAAAAUUGCAGUUUCUAUUGAAUUUGAAAGGGAAGCAUGAAAAAAGAGGUUCAUUAGAAAAAAGUCAGGAUUUGCUUAUAACUGAUGGAGUGUUUACAAGUAAUAGAGAACAAUCAAAUGAAAAUAACAUGGAUGAUCUAGAAUUGCCGUUCUUCGAUUUUAAUACCAUAACUAUGGCUACAAACAAUUUCUCUGAACAAAAUAAACUUGGACAAGGAGGCUUCGGUAUUGUUUACAAAGGUAGGUUGUUGGAAGGUCAAGAUAUUGCGGUAAAGAGAUUAUCAAAAAAUUCUGGCCAAGGUGUUGAAGAAUUUAAAAAUGAGGUAAAGUUGAUUGUUAAGCUUCAACAUCGAAACCUUGUUCGACUACUUGGUUGCAGCUUUGAGAUAGAUGAAAAGGUUCUAGUUUAUGAGUACAUGGAAAAUAGAAGCCUUGAUGCUAUUUUGUUCGACAAAGCUAAAAGAUCCUCGCUAGACUGGCAAACACGCUUCAACAUUAUAUGUGGAAUAGCUAGAGGACUUCUUUACCUUCACCAAGAUUCUAGAUUUAGGAUCAUCCAUAGAGAUCUUAAGGCAAGCAACAUUUUACUUGACCGAGAAAUGAAUCCAAAGAUAUCAGAUUUUGGGAUGGCUAGAAUUUUUGGCACGGAUCAGACGGAGGCAAAUACAGUUAGAGUCGUUGGAACAUAUGGCUAUAUGUCGCCUGAAUAUGCUAUGGAUGGAAUCUUCUCCGUGAAAUCUGAUGUUUUUAGUUUCGGUGUUCUUGUGAUGGAGAUCAUAAGUGGAACAAAGAACCGAGGUUUCUAUUCCGCAAACAAAGAAUUGAAUCUUCUCGGUCAUAGUUGGAAGCUUUGGAAAGAAGGAAAAGCUUUGGAACUGAUUGAUUCUUCCAUUGGUAAUUCAUAUUCACCUUCUGUGGUUCAUAGAUGCAUACAAGUUGGGCUAUUAUGCGUACAAGAGCGAGCAGAAGAUAGACCAACAAUGUCUUCAGUGGUGUUGAUGUUGAGUAGUGAAACAGCGACAAUAGCAGAGCCGAAAAAUCCUGGAUUUUGCCUAGGAAGCAAUCCUAUUGAAACUGAUUCUUCUUCAAGUAAAAAAGAUGAAUCUUGCACAGUGAACCAAGUUACCUGCACAAUGGUAGAUGGCAGAUAGUGGAAGGCAACUUGUGAUUUGAAUUUUAAUUCAUAGGAUUGGUAGUGAUAUUUUGCAUACAUAGAAAAGAAAUUUACUUGACUUUCAAUUUUUUAGAGUAAAAUUAAAAUGAGAAAGUUAAAGAUUCAUUACAAAUGUAAAAGGUUGAUUUAUAAGAAAUUCUUUGUAUGUAUAUCGUAUUGUUAUUUUUAUCUUUA